Botrytis fragariae is the source of this 243-nucleotide messenger RNA. RefSeq lists its product as uncharacterized. The record is from RefSeq and is a predicted model, not a curated record. The coding region runs from base 1 to 243 and encodes 80 amino acids. The transcript has 2 exons. NCBI's taxonomy places the organism in Eukaryota, Fungi, Ascomycota, Leotiomycetes, Helotiales, Sclerotiniaceae.
AUGAGGUUGUCUUGUGAGAGCUUCAUGCCUGCUUGUAAGGUUGGGUUUGGAAACACAUGUGCCUUAGGAAUCGAGAUCGAACAUACUCGGGGCCUGAUAAACUGGUCGCAGGCUAACAUGAUGUUUGCCUCUUUGAAACUGCCUGCGCCACCAUCAAAAUCCUCGCCCCACCACGUGUUGAUGUUAAAGAAAAAGCUCGGGGCCCAGCAUAACGGUUUUGUUUCGAUGGUAACGGAAGUGUGA